Sitophilus oryzae (rice weevil) is the source of this 1421-nucleotide messenger RNA. RefSeq lists its product as uncharacterized. NCBI's taxonomy places the organism in Eukaryota, Metazoa, Arthropoda, Insecta, Coleoptera, Curculionidae. The transcript is spliced from 2 exons. The coding region runs from base 738 to 1421 and encodes 227 amino acids. The record is from RefSeq and is a predicted model, not a curated record.
AACCUCGGUGGCGAUUCAUGAGAGUAGCGACACAACAAGCCAUGGUUAUAAACAAAUUUGAAACUGCUGCAAUUUUUUGUAUGGACCUCAUUGCACACAAUAACAGAGCGAAAUAAAAACGAUUUGAUUUGAUCUACUAGUGUCAGUUUUAAGAAUUAAGAAAUAAAGAUCAAGACAUUGGAUAACUGUCUCUAAAAAAAUAAGGGAUAAAGAAUUGUGUAUUAAGAAUUACAAAUUAGAGACUAGAAAUAAGAAUUAAGGAAUAGCAAUUAAGAAAUUGGGUAAAUCCGCCCUAAUUCUCUUGUCAAUUGUCAAUUUUCUCCAGGUACCGAACAUCAUCGAUAACGCACGAUCUACGACGAUUACUCCUUUGAUCUGAUUGGACGGUUCAAUGACGGUUAUGUCAUGGGUUAUGUGGCAGACUUCCGAAGGUAGCAAGUGCCCGCCACAGAUUGGUUGGUUCCACGGGAGGAGAAUAACAACCCUGAAUGGCCGUCCAGCUGAUAUCUGUCAAUCGAGGAAGAGGAAGGAUUAUUCUGUGGAUAGACAUUCGACCUUCAACAUUCACGUUUCGCGCCAAGAAACCGAAUUCUUAUGUUUUGUAAUAGUUAUUUAGUUUGUAACAAUUGAUCGAGUUAAUUAAAUGACUUAAUUAUUUAGUGUGCCUAAUUUGCUACCCGCAACGGCCACAUUGGUGACCCCGACGAACGUGUGAGUGCAAGAGAUUCAGAUACGCAAUGUCCACCUCCGACACGAACGACUUUCAAACCGACGAUCAAGUCGUUAUUGCCCGUGUAGGGAUUAAAGCACCGGAGUUUUGGCGCACAGAGCCCGAACUAUGGUUCCUACGCCUGGAAGCCCAAUUCAGGCAAGCCAAAAUAACAUCUGAUGACUGCAAGUUCGAUCACACCGUAACAAGUUUAAACAGCGAGGUCCUAUUAGAGGUAGCCGACAUACUACUAAAUCCAACUAGAGGUAGGGCCUACGAAGAUCUCAAAACGAGACUGUUAGAUAGAUAUGGCAGUAGCGCUGAUGACAAAAUUCACCAGCUUAUGGAAAUGACCUUGGGCGACCUUAAACCAACACAGCUUCUCCACCGAAUGCAAGCUUUGGCCUCAAAUAACGUUUCUACGCAGGUUCUAAAGAAACUCUGGUUAGACCGCCUACCACCCCAAGCCCGGGCAGUCAUAGCAAUCCUGGAUGGAGACCUGGAGGAAUUGGCCAAGAAAGCUGACAAAUAUAUACAAUGUUCUAGUUUUCCUAUCAUGGCCAUGGACGGAAAGCCUUCGUUAAACAACAAAGUAAGUGUGGACGAGAAAACUGACGGGCACUGCUACUAUCACAGGAGAUUUGGGUCCCAAGCUAAGAAGUGUAGAGCACCAUGUACCUUCUCAAAAACGAUCAAGAGAGGGGCGCAGUAA